AUGAAGUUCCUUGCCCACAUCUUUCUCUUCCUCGCCUUCAUCCUGGUGAUGGUGGGAGCAGUUCAAGGGCAGAUGAUGGAGGAGCCCGAAGCCGAUGGCAAAAUGGCAGAAGAAAUCGACGAGAUGAUGAAGGAAGCCGCAGAUGAAGCUGAGCAUUCUGAGCGGAAGAUGGGUAGACGCUUCCGCGGCGGCUACGGCUACGGCUACGGCUACCCUUACUACGGUUAUGGCUAUGGAUACCCAAGCUACUAUGGAUACGGAUACCCCUCUUACUACGGCUGGGGUCACCGCCGCUGGGGCCGUUGGUAA
Molecule: messenger RNA, 309 nt
Organism: Besnoitia besnoiti
Lineage: Eukaryota; Apicomplexa; Conoidasida; Eucoccidiorida; Sarcocystidae
Exons: 2
Coding region: 1-309 (102 amino acids)
Source: RefSeq, a predicted model, not a curated record